Messenger RNA from Cinara cedri, 406 nucleotides. NCBI's taxonomy places the organism in Eukaryota, Metazoa, Arthropoda, Insecta, Hemiptera, Aphididae. The record is from the annotation of a GenBank genome assembly.
AUGACUGAAUUUGGAAUAACGAAGAAGCUAAGGAACUUAGUCAGGAUGUGUAUGGAAGGAACACAAUAUCAAAUCAGGGUAGAUCAGGCAUUCUCCGAAACAUUUACAGUAGAAGCAGGGCUAAAACAAGGGGAUGCGUUAUUCCCACUAUUGUUUAAUCUAGCUCAAGAGAAAGCGAUCAGAGAGGUGCAAAAAGAGAUAACGGGUAUAGAAAAAAAUUCAAAUCCUUGGUUUUGCUAAUGAUCUUAACAUCAUAGGCAAUACCAGAGAUGACAUAGAAAAAGCAACGAAAGUUUUAGAAAAAUCAGCAGAUAAAAUAGGACUAAAAAUAAACAUCGAAAAAACGAAGAUCAUGGAGCUUUUAUACACGGAUGUAGAUGUAAUGGACCCUGACCCGGAUAUAUGA